CGAGUUUUUCACUUUUUAUCCUUUUUAUGGAAUCGAACAAAUUUCAAAAUUUCAAGUGCGGUGAAAAAUUGGCUUAAUUAUCUAAUCCGGAAUGUUAUGAAUAGUGAAAACCGUUCGAGAUAACAUAGGCGAGAAGGUGGUAAUUGAAUUCUACUCGUAAAAAGCUGGAAUUAUCACAAAUCCUUAUCGAAAAUUGAUCGCGAUUGUGAGGAAAAAAAACAGUGUCAUGAUUUCGUCACUCGAACCACGACAUUUACGAAGGAGCACUGCUAACAGGACAGCAAACAUCCAACAAUACCAGCUUUUGCCGGCAUUGAUUCUGGCCUCCUUGCUGAUGCUGAUAGGAUCGGUCUCGACCGCCGUUGAUCUAAAUGGUCCAACCGUAGCGGUUGGGUUGGAAUCCGAUGACCAUUCCUCUCCAACAAGCAGACAGCGAAGUCAGGAUUCAAGCAAACAACAACAGCAGCAACAAUCGAUGGUUCAAUCGCUGGAAGGAAAAUUAUGUCCACGCAUGAUGAGGCAUGUUUUCGAUGGAUUCGCUCCCAUUGGAAACAGCAAAGCUGGAAACUAUUCGGAAUACCCACAAGCUCUAGUGCUCAACUCCUGCGUUGAAGGCUGUUGCUCUAAAGGAGAAAACUGCACCGCGGCGUUCAUGUUCAAUCGAACAUGCUACCACGUUAAAUGUUGGAGCAGCGAGCUUUGUAUCCCUGUCAAAAAGGCCAAUCUGGCUGCCAAGCUGAAAAUGAUGCUGGUAAACCCUGUAGGUGAUGACAGCCGAACGUGGCCAGAAAUCCUCGACAACGCAGUGCCUCAAGAACAAAGACUAGUCGAACCCGAUCUGGAACAAUUUGAUGGGAGCAUCAUGAACAAGCUUAAAACUAUGUAUAACUUAGAGCGAAAUCGGGAAGAACUUUCGGAAAGGAUCUACGAAAUGCCCCUGGAGAAGCAGGUGGAAUAUGAACUGGGGAAGUAUCCUACAUCUUAUAUUUAUGGUGACGAUCCAAUGAUGGCUGAAUCAAAAUUUUAUCCGGAACAGAAAUGUGUUGUGGGAAUUGAUAACUCCUGUCCUGAACACGAGACAUGUGUAGGUUCGUCAAAAACUUUUGAAGGAAUAUGUGAUUGUGUUGAACACUACACGCGAAAUAGCGAACAAAUCUGCGUUAGAGUAGAAAGUCUUCAAACGUACGACAUGCCUCAAACGUUAACAGCACAAAAAUUGAUCAUGAACAACAUUCACAGUGAAGCUGGUGAAAUAGAAGAGGAAAAUCCGGUCCAUGCCCCACCUAAGAACUUGACCGUUUCCGUGCUUUCAAAAGAUAUUCGUCUACCAAAUAAUGAAGCAAUCCUGACAGCCUUCGUGAUACCGGACGAAGCGACCAGUCAAGAUAAGUACACAUACUCUUGGUCGUUGAUCUCACAACCGUCAAAAGGGGAAAGUAACGCCACAAUCACGGAUCAAACCAAACCUCAAGCUAAGCUUUCCAAACUCACUGACGGCCUCUAUCGAUUCAAGGUCACCGUCACCGGUCAGAAAGGUUACGGCGAAGCUUACCCAAACAUUACAGUUCUCCCGGAGCAGAAAAUUAACAAACCACCAGAUGUCGUAAUUACUCCAACGGAGCAAAUCGUUAAGCUUCCCAACAAAAAAGCCAUCCUAGACGGGAGUGCCUCAACGGAUGACGACAAAAUAAUUUCUUGGCAAUGGGAACUGGUGCAGGGCCCACUCGGCUAUCAACCGGAGUUGCCUGCCGUUAGUACACUUCAGCUGAAUGAUCUGGAAAUGCCCGGAAAGUACACUUUCAAAUUAACCGUGAUCGAUUCGGAGAAGCUUUCCAACAGCACAACGGCCACAAUAGAAGUGCUAAAGGAGAUCGACUACCCACCAGAAGCGAACGCCGGUCAGAAUGUGAUUGUGUACCUUCCCCAAAACAACGUUACUUUAAACGGUUCACUCAGCAAGGACGACCACGGUAUCGUAGCCUGGGAGUGGACUAAGGACAGCAAAGAUCAAUCGAAAGCGGUGGAUAUGCAAAACACACGGACACCCUACUUGAAGCUGUCCAACCUGGAAGAAGGCGUUUAUGUGUUCGAACUGAAAGUAACCGACGGAAACAACCAGAGCAGCACUUCGACGGUGCAUGUGUUCGUGAAAGUGCCCACCAACAUGCCGCCGGUGGCUAACGCGGGCGCCAAUUUUACGCUGAAUCUUCCGCAAAACUGGGCAACGCUGAAUGGAAGUGAAUCGAAGGAUGAUUUGCGAAUCACCAGUUGGUACUGGCGGCAAGUUAGUGGACCGAAAACCGCGACGAUCCUGAACGGUAACAGCUCGAUUGCCAACGCUACAUUACUGACGAUCGGUGACUACAUCUUUGAGUUAACCGUCACGGACGAGGUAAACAACAGCGAUACCAGCCGAGUGAAGGUCACAGUCGUCCAGGAACGAAACACUGCUCCGGAAGCAAAUGCUGGUGGGGACCAAAGCGUUACCUUGCCAACGAAUGCAAUUGUCCUCAAUGGUACCCGAUCCAACGAUGAUCUGGGAAUCGCAAACUUCAGCUGGACGCGAGAGCCCGGUAGUCUAGCCAUUGGGACUAUUGUAGAUGACAGUGAUCGGAAAUCGGUUUUAAUCCUCACGGACAUAGUCCCUGGACGGUAUGUAUUUAAACUAACCGUCACCGAUGGUCAGGGUCUGUCCGGUUCCGACACGGUCAGUGUUAUCGUUCACCCGGAUCCGCUCGUUUUGAGCUUGGUGGAAUUGACUCUUACUAUGGAAGCCACCGUGCUCACACAAUCGGAGUUGGAUUCACUACAGCAGAAACUGGUCCUCCUCAUUGGCGACAACACCGCUAAGUUGCACGUUCGUGAUUUGAAGAUCGAGCACAAAACCGGACAAGUUGUCAUAAUAUUUUACGUAGAGAAACACGAAAAGGACGAAUCGGAAAUCAUCCCGGCCCUGGAGGUGGAAAAAAUUCUUAAGGAAAAGUUCUGGCGUGACUAUGGUAUCUUAGGAACGUCGGUUGCUGGUAUCCGGACCGCCAUAUGCCAGAACGAUUGCUCCGGCCACGGCGUAUGCAACGCAGAGACGCGAGACUGCAUGUGCCAAAGCUUCUGGAUGCCGGAUAUAUUUUUCUUCUGGGGUGUGGCCGAAGCUAAUUGCGAUUGGUCCAUCCUGUAUGUGAUCAUUGGUGUGUUCAUCGUGUUCCUAAUACUGUCCGGCAUUUGCUGGGGAAUUACAUGCCUAUGCCGGCGAUCGACUAAACCGCGCACAAGAAGCAAAACUCAAAAAUAUUCACUACUCGGAACACAGGACGACGAAUUACCAUCAUUCACCCGCACAGGAACAACGUUGUCCGACUCGGAAACUGACUCGGACGUUUUGUUCGAGAGUCGCUCCAAGCAAAAUGGCAUUCCACCGGGGAGGGUGAAGUUAGCCAACGGGGACAUCCGGAAUGGACACACCAAGUACAACACGACGCGUCUUGGUCGGCGAAUUAAAACCUAAACGGGAUGAUCCCUGAAGCGCGUGGAGCGUUAAUUGCCGUACUGAGAAACAAUAACAAAACUGUUUCCCUGUUUUGUGAGAAAGUCUUUGAAAAAGAUUUGUUGGUAAAAUUUGCAGUUUGUUUUGCGAUCAUUAAUAUGCAUGCUUUUAAUAUCUAUUAAUAAGUAAGAUCUAGAAUGUUGCAGAAGAAGAUUAUUCAGUAUAAAGAUAAGUAGAGCAUGGCUUUUUAUAUACAGUAUGUUGUGAGGAUUAGUUGUAAUUUCUGUUAUUUAAUUUUAUUUUUAUUAUUUCAAAUAUCUUAUUUACCACACACUAUUGCAGGUACGAUACAAAGUGAUUUAGUCUUAACAGACGUCAACUAAUGAUAAAAUGUGAUUUUGAGAGCCAUCGAGUAGUUGUAAUUUAUGUUUUGCUAAUACAUAAAUAUAUGAAACAGUUAUCAUUGCAAAUAGUCGAACUUUAGAACUAGAGCAACAUCAUUAGCAUUUUUUUUUUAAAUCGAGUGAUCGGAAACAUUCCAUCUUUCGUAGUGAUUGAAGACCGUACUACAUUUCACCAUGGAUUUUUUUUUAUUAAAUUAUAAUAAAUACAUCAUUUCAAGACUGCAAGUAAUCAACUAAUCGUAAGCAAAGAAAUCAUUGGUUUCUUAAAGAUGCAUGGAAAAGAUUUUAGAUUGAUUUGCAUAAUAAAUAUAGUUCUAGUCCAAACUAAGUUUGAAGCGUAAAAAAUAUAAAUAUUUUAUGUACGAAUUAAUAGUGUAACAUACAAAUAAUUUUAUACCUUAACCAUAAGAUGUGUAAUAAUUUGCUAUUUUCAUGUUGCGCUAUAUUGGGUAUUUUACCCCUUAAUUGGGUUGUAUAAAUACGAUUCCCACUCUCUAAAGCCAAUACCCAGUUUACCACUAUAUGUACUUAAUUUAGAAAAGCAAAAUAGCUGGAAAUGGCUAAAUAAGUGAGGAAAAAACUGCUAGUAUUAUUAUACAACUACCGACACCUAACAAAUUGAACGAUAAUAAAAAAAACAUAUUUUGAGAAAUAAAUAAAAACGUGAUCAAAUAC
Armigeres subalbatus is the source of this 4560-nucleotide messenger RNA. RefSeq names its product dyslexia-associated protein KIAA0319-like protein. Gene Ontology annotation, cellular component: cytoplasmic vesicle; membrane. The coding region runs from base 227 to 3502 and encodes 1091 amino acids. The record is from RefSeq and is a predicted model, not a curated record. The transcript has 7 exons. NCBI's taxonomy places the organism in Eukaryota, Metazoa, Arthropoda, Insecta, Diptera, Culicidae. Gene Ontology annotation, biological process: neuron migration.